UUAAAUGGGAAACUUUAGUACGACAAUAGCUUAUUUAAAGAGAGAGAAAGAGGGAAAGCUUCUUCGCCCCCACCUCUGGUUGAAGGUGGCGCUUCACCAAGAACCUGUGGCGGUGAAGUGUGCACCCUCUGAAGAUUAAAUAAAGAGAGAAGAUGGGUCAAGGACUGAGUUGUGCUACCAGUAAUGAACAUGAACUUUUCACUGCCGUUCAGUAUGGUGAUAUUGAUAUGGUUAAUGAUUUGUUAGAGAAAGACCCCAAUCUCAUACACCAUACUACCCUUUAUGAUCGCCACUCAGUUCUUCAUGUUGCGGCUGCUAAUGGCCAGAUCGAGAUUUUAGAUUUGGCCUUGAAUCGAUCUGUGAAGCCAGAUGUGUUGAAUCGUUACAAGCAGACUCCGCUUAUGUUGGCUGCAAUGCAUGGGAAGAUCUGCUGUGUGAAAAGGCUUCUUCGAGCUGAUGCAAAUAUAUUGAUGUUUGAUUCCAUCUUUGGAAGAACCUGCUUGCACUAUGCUGCUUAUUAUGGCCGUGCCGAUUGCCUUCAAGCCAUUCUGGCUGCUGCUGAAUCUAGCCCUAUUGCUGUAUCUUGGGGCUAUGCAAGGUUUGUUAACAUUAGAGAUGGCAGGGGAGCGACACCAUUGCACUUGGCCUCACGCCAAAAACGGCCGGAGUGUGUUCAUAUUUUGCUAAACUGUGGUGCUCUUGUUUGUGCUUCAACUGGUGGAUAUGGUUUCCCAGGAAGCACUCCUCUUCAUUUGGCAGCUAGAGGGGGAUCUAUAGAUUGCGUGCGUGCACUGCUGGCGUGGGGUGCAGAUCGUGUUCAAAGAGAUGCAUCUGGGAGGAUACCUUAUGUAGUUGCAUUAAGGCAUAAACAUAGAGCUUGUGCUGCCUUGUUGGAUCCUGCAUCAGCAGAGCCUCUUGUAUGGCCAUCACCCCUUAAAUUCAUCAGUGAGCUUGAUAAAGAGGCAAAAGCUCUGCUAGAACAGGCCCUGAUGGAGGCAAACAGGGUGAGAGAGAAAAGUAUCUUCAAGGAUAGUGCAUACUUACUUCCUUCCUCAUCAGAUUCUGACACAGGAACAGAUGACAAUACUUCUGAGGCCAGUGAUACAGAGCUCUGCUGCAUAUGCUUUGAGCAAAUAUGUACUAUUGAAGUUGAAGAUUGCGGCCACCAGAUGUGUGCACGAUGUACACUAGCCCUCUGCUGCCAUAACAAGCCAAACCCUACAACUGCUUGCCUAACACCUCCAGUUUGCCCCUUUUGCCGAAGCUCCAUUGCUCGUCUGGUGGUUGCAAAAGUCAAGGAUCAGGAUGAUGCUGAUCAUGACAAUGAGGACGUUGGUUCAGCAAAACAGAGAAAGUCUAGGUGGUCUGGCAACUUCAGUGAGGGAAGCAGUAGCUUCAAAGGACUAACUGCAGUGGGAUCCUUUGGCAAGACGGGUGGCCGGAGCUCUGGUAGAAUUGCUGCUGAUAAUGAGUGGGUUGACAAGCCUUGAUACUUCAACGCAUUUGGUAAUCAAAGAUUCCAUUUGGUGAUCGAGAAUCCUCCUAAUUGUUAUCAGAAAAAAGGGAAAUGACAAAUCAAGGAAAGGAAACCCCUUUUGCCGGUGGCCCCAGUUGGUAAAUGUAGAUAGUGGUCCAUUUGGUAUGUAGAUCUGGGAAACAAGUGAAGUAAGUGAGUUGCAGGUUUGGGUUGGUUAGUUUGGUAAUGGUUGCUUGGGUCAUAUCGUUUUAGUCUUUGAGAUUGAAGGAGCUUUUGGUUAUUAUGAGAGUAUGUUAGAUACCUAAGUCCUAAGUUGGUUAAAAGAAGGGGAGGAAAUAAUUCUUUAUCUACGCUAAAGGGAAAUUCAACAUUCUUCAAUGGCUGCUUCUAAAUCUUUGUAUUAUUAAAACCCCCUUUAAGUCAAGGAUAUGAAUAGGUAAUAUUGGGUUUGAAUUCAGACCCCACAAAGCUUUAAUCUUCUUUUCUUACUAAUGGGUGGAGGAGAGAAAUGUCAUUCAUCAUUUAAUAAUAUUAUUUCUUUAUAAA
Molecule: messenger RNA, 2023 nt
Organism: Mangifera indica (mango)
Lineage: Eukaryota; Viridiplantae; Streptophyta; Magnoliopsida; Sapindales; Anacardiaceae
Product: putative E3 ubiquitin-protein ligase XBAT31
Exons: 8
Coding region: 153-1490 (445 amino acids)
Molecular function (GO): protein binding
Source: RefSeq, a predicted model, not a curated record